CUUGGAUUUUAACUACAAAAGUUGUUUUUUUAUGCAUGAAUUUGUAGCUAUGUACUUCUCAAAACCAUAACUUAUUUGAUAUAGGCAUACCAGCCAUAUCAGGAUGGAAGUACAGUGCAUGGAGAGGACACUUCUACCCAGGGUUUGCAGACCAUAACUCAAGUUGCUUCCAUCACCAUAGAACAGGCUGGAGGAAAUGUGCAUACUGGAGCACCUCCUCCUUGGUUCGAAACAACUGAUGAAACUCUUCUAGAUGGUCAUGUGAGACCAGUUUCUGUAAACUUUGAUUCUCCAAAUAAAUCAGGGAAAUCUCAGAAGUUGAACCCACAGAGAGUGGGGGCCGCCUGGGCUGAAAAGCGAAAGAUGGAGUUGGAAAAGGAGAAGAAAGGAGAAUUUGUGAAGAAUGAAUUUGAUGAUGCUAACUGGCUUCCGAACUUUGGUAGGGUUUGGCAAUCAGGUAGCCGAAAGGAGUCUAGAAAAGAAUUUGAGAAGGAGAAACAGAAAUUACUCAAGGUUGUAAAUGAUCCUGAGAUACCGGUUAACAUAGAGCCUUAUGUCAGCAAAAGAAUGCGAAGUGACGGGGAUGAACAAUGACAAUAGUGACCAUGUGAUCAGAAAGGGGUCUCUUAAGUAAAUCUCAGAUUCAGAAGAAAUGUAUCUUCUUUGCUUUCUUUUCUCCAAAGUUAAAUUUAAGAUCAAGCAAAGAAAUUUUUGGGAACGGCAAUUGCUGGUUAAAGUGAAGAUCACCGGAAGAUGAUUGGUAAAUGUUGAUGGUCCUGAAUGUAUGAAAAGUGGAUCCUUAUAGCCAAAUGUUGUAUAUGGCACAAAUCAGAAGUUCCCGUUAAGCUAAAUAUUAGGGAGUGUUUGGUAUGUUCAAGAAUCCCAUGAAGUACCCGGCAAGUUUAUCUCAAGAAGUGUCAAGGGCCUGUUUGAUUACAGUAUCACUUUAUCAAGAAACUUUCCUUUGGAGAAAGUAGUUAAAAAAGUAUUGCAUGGAAAGUUAAAAAAUAUUAUACAUCAAGUUACAACUUUUGUAAUAAAAUUUUGAUAGAAUU
This is a messenger RNA of Rubroshorea leprosula, 1055 nucleotides long. Lineage: Eukaryota; Viridiplantae; Streptophyta; Magnoliopsida; Malvales; Dipterocarpaceae. The record is from the annotation of a GenBank genome assembly.